This is a messenger RNA of Penicillium chermesinum, 420 nucleotides long. RefSeq lists its product as uncharacterized. NCBI's taxonomy places the organism in Eukaryota, Fungi, Ascomycota, Eurotiomycetes, Eurotiales, Aspergillaceae. Gene Ontology annotation, biological process: retrograde transport, endosome to Golgi; endoplasmic reticulum to Golgi vesicle-mediated transport. The transcript is spliced from 5 exons. The record is from RefSeq and is a predicted model, not a curated record. Bases 1 to 420 code for a protein of 139 amino acids. Gene Ontology annotation, cellular component: endoplasmic reticulum; Golgi cis cisterna; COPII-coated ER to Golgi transport vesicle.
AUGCCUGGCAUGUGGCUUUCAGAAAACCAGAAGUAUGGAGUUAUCUUCUGUUCCGCUGGUGGCUUGUUCUUCUUUGGUGGUGUGCUCAUGUUUUUCGAUCGGUCAUUACUUGCUAUGGGAAAUAUCCUCUUCAUCAUCGGCCUUACCCUAAUCAUCGGCGUCCAAAAAACCAUCGCAUUCUUCACUCGUCCUCAGAAACUCAAGGGAACCGCCGCUUUCUCGGCGGGAAUCAUUCUCAUCCUCCUCCGCUGGCCUUUGAUUGGCUUCUUGGUCGAACUAUACGGACUGUUCAUUCUGUUCGGCGACUUCCUCGUCACCAUUGGCCAAUUCGCCGGGAACGUACCAGUCGUGGGUCCGUAUAUCCAGCGCGGACUUGAGAUCCUUGCAGGCGGCCGAAGCAACGCUGAGUUGCCCGUAUAG